AUGAUCGCACUCACUGCGUUGCUGGCUCAGCACUUCCCUCACGCGGACAUUACAGCUCUGCAAUCUGCUAGCGAAAAUGGUGAUGAGGAAACACAUGACGCUCUCGUUCGAGGAUUCUUCUCAACCUGGAAGACCAGCCUCUUAGGUUCUGACUUACAGUCAUUAAGAGACCUCUCACAACACCAAGAACUCUCCAAGUUCGUCACAACGAUCCAUAUUCAAGACGAUUGGGAAGUGAACGAUCCCGGACCAAUGGUUGCCGGGCCAGAUGCCGGUCCGCCAGCAGGCGCCAUACACAUCUGGCCUCGCGAUGAGGAGAGAAAUGUGAAAUCUGGAGACAUUGGCAUCGCAGAACUUAGAGACAUGUUGAUAAACCGUAAAUUUCGGCCUGAGAUCAUCAAAAUACGUGAUUUCCACGGCGGGAACAUCGCAUGCGAUCCAGGGCCAUGCGCUACGCUGGUAAAAGAUCUUCUCGAUGGUGCUGGAAUGGCUGUGAAGUCAUUUGAGUUCAAGAGGGACACCAACUCUUAUGGCGCCUUAGAGAUACUGUUCACGUUCUACCCAGAGGACCAAGGCCGGGACGUUGGAUUAGCGAGGUUGCAGUCUGCGCAAUUCAUUCUGACGCGGAAUGUCAAAUCAUACUGGCAAGAGCGAAUACUUCGCGCUGCAAACCCGAUCGACCUCACCAUUGCACAUGCAAAACCGUCGCCAGAUGCGGACGCGCCCUUUGUUGCUGGCAUGUCAGCGCCAAAGCUUGCCUCCUUGAAUUUGGUCCGCCAGGGAGUCUCUUCGAAGGCUGUCGUUCGUUUGAUCGCAAACUCGCAGACAUGCUUAAAGAGCAUAACAUUCCAUAUGGUCACCCUCACAGACAGCACAUCUUGGUGUUCGCUUUUGUCGCAGAUUGCCCAAGAUUGCGGCAGCUUGUCCUCUUUCAACCUGAGUCUUCUUAGAACAGCAAGCCGCGAGACGCCAUCGGUGAAAUUCCGGAUUAGCAAAGAGAGCGUAGUGGAACAGGACAGAAACAGCCUGAAGAUCACCGAAAAGGGCCCAAAACACCAGAGAAGAGUCAGUGCAGUACGAUACAACGGACCAAACGUGGCAAACGUCUUACAAGUUGUCGCUGAAAGCGUAGUAAAUUGGGGAUACGUACCUGGAACUUGGGAUCUCAUUCAUGAGUAG
Molecule: messenger RNA, 1179 nt
Organism: Ramularia collo-cygni
Lineage: Eukaryota; Fungi; Ascomycota; Dothideomycetes; Mycosphaerellales; Mycosphaerellaceae
Exons: 1
Coding region: 1-1179 (392 amino acids)
Source: RefSeq, a predicted model, not a curated record